CCCACCGUUUCCUAGAAACCCUAACCUAGGAUACUCGGAGGCGACGGUCGCGGCGUCUGAACCCCAAAGUAGAGAGAGAUAUAGGGCUAUGGCGGGUGGCGUCAAGAAAGAUCGCGAGGUGAGGAUGGAGAUCCAGCCGCCUAAUCGCAGUGUUUCCAUCUCAAUCGACCAGGCGGUGCGACAGAUGCAGAGAGGAGGGAAAAGCGCCGGGGAAGAAGGCAAGGCGAGGACAGGUGAUGAGAUGGAGAUGGGUCCCAAAUUCCGAGAGCUCGGUAAGUGUACGGAUAUCUCUAUCAAUGAGAUCGCGCGCCAGUUACGGAGGGAUUGGAUUAGCGUCGUGGGAGAAGACGAGGGGAGGACGACUGCUAAGAUGCACGCCAUGGAAUACUUUCUUGAAGAGGCGGUCUCCCGCUGUUUUGAAGCGACUGUUUUUGGAGUUCGUGAAGGGGGAGGCCAUCAAGUACGCGUAUGGUCAGGAGAUGAACCGGGGGAGCUGCAGUUCUGAACGGCCGAGUGAAAUCCAACCACCCAGCAAUUCCCAGUUCAACUCCGAGGAGGUGUCAGAGUAUCAGCAGGAUAUGAUCCGGCCAGACUGCAGUUCCGAAAUCUACCCCACUGAGAAGCUGAGUAUUGCCUUGAAGGAGGCGGUGGCUGACCAGAUGCGUGAGGUCCGCAAGUUUCAAGAUGAGGAGAGAAGACUGAGGGGGUGGCUGAUCCCUUACCAACCUCAGGAGCUGAUCAAGGUCGAGGAGCUGAUCAAGGAGGAGGAGACUGCCGAGUUAACAGAAUCAGCCAAGGAGGAGAUGGAUCAGGAGGAGAGGCUCUUCGAGGAAUACCGUAGAGAUUGGGAAUGGCAAGCCACCGCCCUCAGGGCUUUGGGUUCCUUCAAGGACAGGACCACAUUGUGUCCCAUGCAAUUUACGCAUUUCACGGAUAAACAGAUCCGAGGUCUUACUGGUGCCACUGGGAGCGUCUUGCAGAUCUACUCCAUCAAAAUUGCUGCCAUAAAAUGCGAAAGCUUGAACUGGCCACUCCAUGUGUACGGCGAGGUUACUGGGCGGGACAGAGUGGAUCGCAACCGCAACAUUCUCUUCUCUCGGUAUAGGAGUAAUUGCCAAGAACUCACCAUUGACGCAAGAUCCUUUUCUGCACCUGAUUGGCCCAUCUCGGGCAAUUGUGACGGACAAUCCGGUGUUCUUUGAAGUCCAACUAAAAGUUAAGGGCAGAACAAAGUCUCGAGACAGUGUGUUGAUGAAUCGCACAUACCAGUACUGUGAUGGUUACACUGGUCAUCCAUCUACCGCUGUCUUUGACAACUGCCGUUGCACGGCGGAGAUAAGCUUUGAGAAACUUUAUGCAACAGUCCAGGCCACUAUCCUGAGUGUCCACGUUGUUGAUGCCGAAUACGAAGACGAUCCAUGCACUUUCAAGCAUGGAGGCCGGGUUACCUGCUUCUCGCCGCUCCGUGAAAUUGCGCUCAUAGAUACUCAAGGCGCCGUUGCAGAGGUUAUAGAUGACCCGGCGAGGCCAGUUGUAUUGCUUGAUUGGCAUGAUCGUGAUGGUACUGGAGAAAUGCCAAUGUCGUUAGAUGCAUCCCUUCUUUUGUCAAGACGUGUUGUCUCUGUAGAAUUACAGAAAACCCAUCCUGCUGCUGCUGGAUAUAAAGAAUGCUUGAAAAUCAUCGUGCAAGCCUACUCGCAGUCUGGUAAUGUCGCAGCGCAAGGUUAUGUUAAGUUCAGGCCCAAACAUUAGAAUAUAAGUCAAGCUGUAUGUGUUAUUGGUGACUCUACGGUAGAGAUUACUGUUGCUUGGUCAGUCCUUGUGGGGAGCAAGACAUUUCUUUUGUGAGAGGAGUAUUUGUUUUGAUGGUGCCCAAUUAUCUAGUCACUUAUGUUUGCCAGGGGUCUGUUUUUAAGUAUCUGUGUAUCCAUCAGCUAUGUACUAUAUAUUAAGAUGUCCCAACUAUCUGUGUAUGGAUCGGUUAUGUAAGAUGCCAACUAUUUGUAAGUGGACUAUGAUUUACAACUUAAUGUGCUGUGAGGUACUUAUGGUUUGGUUUUCUGCUAUAAGGAUGUAUGAAUUAGUUCUUGUUUU
Molecule: messenger RNA, 2094 nt
Organism: Brachypodium distachyon (stiff brome)
Lineage: Eukaryota; Viridiplantae; Streptophyta; Magnoliopsida; Poales; Poaceae
Exons: 3
Coding region: 237-1202 (321 amino acids)
Source: RefSeq, a predicted model, not a curated record